Toxorhynchites rutilus septentrionalis is the source of this 4413-nucleotide messenger RNA. Its product is annotated as zinc finger protein 721-like. Lineage: Eukaryota; Metazoa; Arthropoda; Insecta; Diptera; Culicidae. The record is from RefSeq and is a predicted model, not a curated record. Gene Ontology annotation, biological process: regulation of transcription by RNA polymerase II. Gene Ontology annotation, molecular function: RNA polymerase II cis-regulatory region sequence-specific DNA binding; zinc ion binding; DNA-binding transcription activator activity, RNA polymerase II-specific. Bases 331 to 3090 code for a protein of 919 amino acids. Gene Ontology annotation, cellular component: nucleus. The transcript has 17 exons.
CCGCCAUUACUCUAGUAAUGAUCUGUCAUCGCAGAUUGAACAAAUAAGCUUGUUUUGUUUGCUCUAGAAAUACAAACGGUUCUAGCAUUUCUGAGACCUUCGCUUAUAUUUCCGUCAGCCUAUUACGGCCACUUUUAGUAGUGCCUAUCAAUCCAAAAUCAGGGAGGCGACUUCACCUGCUUCACCUAUCAAACUCAUCAAACUGAACCGUAGCAACAAGGUUGUUUUCUCAACGACGCCAGCCAGGAUUGAACCCAGGUCAGCUGGGUGUAUUUCGGUGUUGUUACCGGACAGUUCAGUGCUGGAGACGCUGGAGACUAAUGAAGUGAGAUGGCGUUUGUUAGCAACAACUUUGACCAAUGUAGCUUUUGCACCAAUAUAUGCAAUGAAGAAUUCCAUCGCGUGUUGGUCCCCUCUCACCCAGACCGGAAGCUAGAAACUAUCCUGCAGGAGUUGAACAGUUCCACUUCCCAGUUGACCAGUUAUCCUACAUGCGGCAAAUGCCACCAAGAGUUCAUCACCGUUCACAACAUUCCCGAGAGCUGCUUCCAAACUUUUCCUAAUGCCAAACCGAUUGACAUUAAGAUGGAACCAGAGUUAAUGUUUGAUGACCAAGAUGAGCCCUCGGAUAAUGGUCAGAUUUUUGAGAGAAACUCAAAAGUGGAUGAAGAUGACAACAUGUUAUUGAUUCCAGCGGCUGGAACAAAUACACGAAGAAUAGGAGAGAAACCGUUUCGAUGCGAAAAGUGUGGGAUGACAUUUAACUCAAAAGUGAGGCUAAAGGUGCACAUUCGAACUCAUACAGGUGAACGUCCGUAUCCGUGUCCACAUUGUCAGAAGGCAUUUAGGGAUUCUACAGCUCUCCGAGUGCACAUUAGAAGUCAUACGGGUGAACGUCCCUAUUCGUGUUCACAUUGUCCGAAAGCAUUUGGGAUUUUAACAACGCUCCGAAAACAUAUUCGAAUUCAUACGGGCGAACGUCCUUUUGCUUGUCCACAUUGUCCGAAAGCAUUCAUGCAAUCUUCAGGGCUUCGAUAUCACAUUCGAUCUCAUACAAAUACAGAUACAUGUUCGCUUCACUGUCCACAUUGUCCGAAAGUGUUUAAGAAACAUAUAACGCUCAAAGAGCACAUUGGAACUCAUUCGGGAGAAAAACCGUUCAAAUGCGAAGUGUGUGAAAAAACGUUUACCUUAAAUAGAACACUAAAAAUGCACAUUCGAAUUCAUUCGGAUGUAUUUAGAGAUGCUUCAACGCUCCAAAAGCACAAUCAAACUCAUACGGAUAAUCGUUCCUAUUCUUGUCCACAUUGUCCUGAAGUAUUCAAGAAUCGUAGAACGCUUCGAGAGCACAUUGGAACCCAUUCGGAUUUGUUGGAAACGUAUAAACGGAGUGAAACUGAUUUGGAUGCUCCGCAAGAGGAAGAUCACAUACAGUUACAAGCGGUAGAAAAACCGUUUAAAUGUGAAAUGUGUGAAAAAACAUUUUCCACAAACCACAGACUAAAAGUGCACAUUCGAACUCAUACGGGUGAACGUCCCUUUUUGUGUCCACAUUGUCAGAGAGCAUUCAGGGCAAAUACAACGCUCAAACAGCACAUUCGAAGUCAUACGGGUGAACGUCCCUAUUCGUGUUCACGCUGUCCGCGCGCUUUUGGAAGUAUUUCAAUUCUUCAAAACCACAUUCGAACUCAUACGGGCGAACGUCCUUAUCCGUGUCCACAUUGUCCGAAAGCGUUUAAGAGAUCUGAAUCGCUCAGGCACCACAUUAUAUAUGUUGAGUGGUUCGCAUCCUUAAUUCUAGUGAACUAUGUAAAAGUAUUUCCAAUGAUGAAUACAUCCUGCCUGGCAUGUCGGAUAUGCACAUCUGGCAUGGUUACCAUUUACCAGCAUCCAAAUGGGCUAGACCAGAUGUUUACUUCCGUUACUGGUAUUGAGGUGGAGGACGAGGAUAAUCUGUGUAUUCCAUGUUACGAUGAUUUGAAGGCGGCUCAUAUUUUCAAACAAAAGUGCAUUCAAAACAACAUUCUUCGAAUAAGUCGAUCAAAAACUGCCGCAAAAUGUUCAGACGGCUGUGCAGCAUCUGAGUCUUUGAAACAAUCAAUCGAGGAGGAACAUAUUCCGGAAGAGGAGAUCACCACCACCUCAGACAUCCUCGGCGAGCUUUUGGAAGAUAGAUCGGAGCUAUCCGAAAAUGAUGAUUUGCAAGAUCAUAAAGAUAUCGAGGAGAUUAAAUUGGAAGUUUCACGAUUACAUUCCACGGGAAAGGAUCCGCCCAUGCCUGCAGAAGACGACGAUCUAGAAUUGAACCAGCAGAAUACUGAAACUAUCGAUGCUGACCAUAUUGGGAUAGUGAAGGAGGUGGAGUUGAUAAGCUGUAAAAAAUGUAACGAAGCUUUCAGCAGAAGUUCUUUGUUGCAGAAACACAUGACAGCUUUUCAUCAAACGGAACAGUCGGAUGAAAAUGAGACCCUUGUCCCAGGGGCACUGGCGACUCUGCCAGCCAUUCACACCUUAAUGUGCGAAUAUUGCUUCCAAGAAUUUUCGAUCAUGAGUGAGAAGUUUGAGCACGAAGUGUUGCACAUGUCUGAAUCGAAACCAUACAAGUGUCCCUACUGUCAGGGUACGUUUAAGGAUAAAGUCGGCCUUCGCAGCCACGUACGAAUUCAUUCCUCGGUCAAGAGGUACAAGUGUCAGUAUUGUGAGAUGCGGUUCCAUCAGAGAGGGAACUUGAAGGCACACGAAAGAACUCACGCCGGCGUAAAGCCAUUUCUUUGUCCACACUGCGGAAAAGGUUUUGCUGAGAGCGGUAAUCUGAAGAACCAUAUUCGUCUGCACACAGGCGAACGGCCGUAUGCUUGCUCCGAGUGCCCAAAGCGUUUUCGUACACAUUACUCGCGAACGGUUCACUUGCGCUCGCACAAAAACGAUCGUCCCUUCCAGUGUUCGGACUGUGGGAAAGGAUUCUAUUCGUCGGGAAAGCUAAUCAUCCAUCGGAGGGUACACAGUGGAGAGAAACCGUACAAAUGUGGUACUUGUCCGGCUAAGUUUGCCGAUAGUAGCGGACUCAAGAGGCACUCCCGCACACAUUGAGGGAAAGCGUUGGUCGUUGUGAAUGAAACUGAACGAACAAAAACAUCAUUAAAGUGGGAGACAGAAUAUGAGAUAUGGUAGAUAGGGGCAAUAUGGUCCCCCUAAGAACGAAACGUCCUAAACCACGUAGAAACAUUUAUAAAUUAUGCUACAUGUUAAAACAUCACGAUUUGAAACCUUAUUGAUCGAAGUAAAUUGUAUGAAUAUGCUUUAGAAAAAAAUUAUGUGGAAAAUUUACACUUUCAAAAAUGUGUUCCAUUUCCGUCAAUCGAAAGCACUACGGGGCAAAAUGGGCCACCAUGCGGGGCAAUAUGAUCAUGUUAGUUGAUUCAAUCAUUUGAGCAUGUUUUCGCUAGGAAAAAACAUAACAAGUUCAUAAAAGGAAAGUUUAUACUAUUUUGCAACUAUCACGUAUGUUUCAUUGGGUUUUAUUCAGUUAGCAUGUACAAAAUAUAACAAUGUGAUCAAAAUGAUUGGACUGCAAUUUUUCGUUACUCGAAGCAGGAACAGAGAAUAUCUGUGCCGUUAUGUACCCAUCCAUCGCCGCCCGUAGAGGAACUGAAUUGUACCGGCAGUAGCAACAUAGGGAGUCCUGUGGAAGAUUCUAUGAUGGUUAUUCCGUGUUCAGCACUUAGCGCUCAGCUGAAGUUAUAGCGCUCUUCUGCCUUUUUCCCCGCAUUGAAUUUUGGCAUUUCUGGUCUGCACCUGUUGAAUGAAAAUAAUAAUUUUUAGUUUACUUGCUUCUCCUAUUGACUGGAAUCACUGAAUUCUCAUCGACGUUGAAUUGCAUUACUGGUGGAAUGUUGUAUUUCUGUUGUACGUCCUCCAGUAAAUCGUUGAAUUUCCCGAAUGCAAUGCGAUUGAAUCUUUGUGCCCUGGCGGCGGAGGUUGCUUCUUUUGUUCGAAGAGAGAGUUGUGGGUGGUGCUUUCGAAAACCAGCCCACCAAUCUAUUCCGGCUAAUUUGGCUAUUGGGAGGGCGAGGAAUAUCAUUUCUUUCGGCCAAAUCAUACGCCAGCUUCCGAAUUUCUCUUGUCGUAACACCGUAGAACCGCUAUUCCAUAGCGAUAAUAUUGCUCCGUCGUAAAACAUCACCAAACGAUUCGAACAGCUGGAGCUGCAAAGGAUCUGCACAAUGUAAAUAACGUUCAAGUGUUUCUCGCGGGACACAAUGCACUAAGACUGCAUGUCGCACUGACGUAACACUUUUCACCGCUUCGAUUGCCGCGUUCAAGCCGUUCUUUGACCACUUUUUACGAUCGGAUGUUCUGGUAUAAUUCCGCAGCAUGAUUCCACAUCUAGCUAUUUCCAACUAUGUUUACAAA